Molecule: messenger RNA, 7709 nt
Organism: Neoarius graeffei (lesser salmon catfish)
Lineage: Eukaryota; Metazoa; Chordata; Actinopteri; Siluriformes; Ariidae
Gene: ube2ql1
Product: ubiquitin-conjugating enzyme E2Q family-like 1
Exons: 3
Coding region: 437-1252 (271 amino acids)
Source: RefSeq, a predicted model, not a curated record
GAUUAUUCAUUCUGUCCAGGUACAACCGAGCAGUCAGGCAGUGCUGCUGUGUUUACGAGUGUGUGUGUGGUGUGUGUGUGUGUGUGUGCAUGAGUGUGUGUGUGUGUGUGUGGGAGACAGAGAGAGAUUUGCUGCAAGCUACAUUACAGAACUGCUUUAAAGGCUUAAACUCAACCAGAUCUGGAUUAAGCAAGGAGAGAUUGGAUCUAUUUCCAAGGGUGAGGCAUCGAAAUAAUACCAACAGGCUCUGUGGGAUGAUGCACUGAAAGCGGGCUGCUCUCAGGCGCCCAGCAGUCCUCAUCCUCAUCCUCCUCCUCAUCCUCUGCUGUGCCUGCAGUAAGAACAAGUCCUGGUGCAUUGUGGUCUCCAUAACGUCCGUAAGCAUCGGGAGAGCUGCGGAAUCCCUUCCUUUCCUUUUUCUUCCUCCCCCGGCGUGAUGGCCACUCUUCUGCGAAAGAUCGGUCUGAUCCGCUUGCACGACCGAGACACAGAAGACCCCAAGCACCAUCCGAAAGGGACUAAGCAAGGGAAUCAGAAAAACAGCACCAAGCACUGUCACCAAAACGAGACGAACAUCCUGAGCACCCCAGAAAUCAAGGCCAAGCGCUCGGACGUCUCUGCCAAAGACAAAGCUCCUGCGAAGGACAAGCCGAGCAAAGAGACGAAGGAGAAGCAGCAGACGGGCAGCGCCAAGUCGAGCUCGAGCUCCGUGCCAUCGCUGGCGCCCAACAGGCAGCACUGUGCGCAGGUGAGGACGCGGCGCCUCAUGAAGGAGCUGCAGGAGAUCCGACGCCUGGGAGACGACUUCAUUACGGUCGAGCUGGCCGACGACAACCUGUACGACUGGAACGUCAAGCUGCACCAGGUGGACAAGGACUCGGCGUUGUGGCAGGACAUGAAAGAGACCAACACUGAGUACAUCCUGCUCAACAUCUCCUUCCCUGAUAACUUCCCGUUCUCGCCGCCGUUCGUCCGCGUGCUCACGCCGAGGCUGGAGAACGGCUACGUCCUGGACGGAGGAGCCAUAUGCAUGGAGCUGCUGACGCCGCGCGGUUGGUCCAGCGCCUACACCGUGGAGGCCGUGAUGAGGCAGUUCGCCGCCAGCCUCGUCAAAGGACAGGGCCGGAUCUGCAGGAAAGCAGGAAAGUCCAAGAAAGCCUUCAGUCGCAAGGAAGCCGAAGCCACAUUCAAGAGCCUCGUGAAGACCCAUGAGAAGUACGGCUGGGUUUCUCCUCCCGUUUCUGACGGCUGAGGAGCUUCCAGUCUCCGCAUCAUCCCCUUCCCUCUCCACGCAGCUUUCUCCAGUUUCUCACCUCCAAACAUUCUUUUGUUAAAAAAAAAAAAAAUAAAAGAGGUAUCAUCUCACACUGUAUGUCGAUGACUGACUCUUCAUUCGGCCGUCUGCCAUUUCUCACUAAGGUGCCAUGGACCACUCGCUCGCCAUGACAUCACAUUUCGAAACGACGAAUGGAUACUACUAACAUGUUUUGACAAAAGGAAGUGAGCGAAGCCCUGGGGAAAGAAUUAGGACAGACCCCAACCCUCACUGACGAUCACUCGAUACCUCUCUGUGUUUAUGUCAGUCCCUUUCCCUUCUUCUUCUUCUUCUUCUCUGUUUUCUCUUUACUGUAUUAGAGACAACACAUUGCACUGAACACCAUCAGACGUUUUCAUUUACAUGCAUUGUAAUGACGUUUAAUAGCAAGGCAGUACAUUAGAGGUUCAGUUUUGUCUGUUCUUCUUUGACUGCGCUAUUUUUUUUCCUCAUGGUUUCAAUGCAACAUGAAGAUUGUAACUUAUGUGGAGCUGUGCUCUCUCUCUCUCUCUCUCUCUCCCUCCCUCUCCCUCCCUCCCUCCUUCUAUGCGCGUGGCUAAAUUUAGACAUCACUGUGUUGCAUAGCUGGUGAUUGAUUUCUCGUGGAGAUGAUUUAAAACAAAAAAAAAAAGAAAAAAAAACACUCAUUGCUUAUGCAGAGGUACUGUAAAGAUAAAAGAAUGGUAGUGAGCCAUUCUUGCUAAUCAUUACUAUCAUUAGUAUUAUUACAUUUUGGAUUUUUUGUUUUUUGUUUUUCUCCUCUCAGAGAAGACCAAUAGCAUUGAAUUUCGAUGAUGUUGAUACCAGAUGGCAGAACUGAAUGUGAGAGUCUCGGAGCAUGAGCAUGCGUGUGGUGUGGCGUGUACGCAGUAGGAGCAGAUCCACAUCCGUGAUGCAUUUUAGAAAUGUACGUGAGCCUUUCGUGAUGGAUUUAGCGUUCUCAGAGAAACGAGAAUCCCUGAUUUAUUGAUUUACCCCAGAUUUCUCUGUGAGACAUAAAUAUAAUUGGAGACUGAAUGUACCUGUCUGUGGUCGUGCUUAUCGUGAGAUGCUCAGUUCCUGUCCACUGACUUCACCCAUUUCUCAGUGAAACGUCUAACAACUCAGGCCUCACCUUCGGUCACAUUAAAAUGCUUUGACGGUUUUUUUUUUUAAUUUUAUAUAUAACUGCAGACUGAUAAUAAAAAGCUAAUUAAAACAGACCGAAAGGGACGGGUUGUGUGUUCAGCAGUGCGUACUGGUAUUUACUGACUGCCUGUCCAAAUAUCAACGUUAAUCCUGAAAGCAAUGAGACACGACGUCUUUAGUAAGCACCUUUAAUAAGUACUCGAUCGAAAGGAAAAUUCCAACCUUGCAUUUUCAUAUUUAUAAUUAAACAUUGAUCUUCAAUGGAAAUCACGAUUUUAAACAUCUUUCAUCAACGUUUGUCUAGUUUCAUUGAGGUUAACCCUUCCGUUCAUUACCCACAGUGCUCUUCGGCUGCCUGCUGAUAGCGGUGCCGUUGGGAAUUUUGCUGCAUUCGAUUUCUCUCAGAAGUAAAAACACAGAUGCCUGGAUAUUAGCAACAAUCUCACCAGCUAAUAUUAGUGAUGGAUAUUUACCUCGUCUAAACAGCAGACUAUAUAGUUAAUGUUAUAGAUUUAACAACUGUUAUUCUAUCCACAUUCACUGGAUAUGAGCAAUCACGCGCUCUGAUUGGCUACUCAACUACUAGCUCAUAUACCAUGAGUAGAGAAAAACAAAAUGGCAGAGUGUCAAUGAACCAACCGAGGAUGGAAUAAAAACUCUACUUGAAAACAAAACCCUAAAAAUUGCAAAAAAAAAAAAAAAAAAGCAAAAUAUGGAAUAAAAGUAUUUAAUAAUAAGAAUGUUUUUUUUUUUUCAAUAAUAAUUAUUAUUAGCGCAUUUUUCACAAAUUGCAGCUCUUAUUUCGCCGGUUUGUUUACAUUCUAAGCGGAAAUUAUUUUGUCGGAUGUUUUGUAUAAAGUUUUUAUUUAUCGGAUUUGCAAAAAAUAACAAUAAAAAUGCUCCGUUUCUCAAAACCCAGUGAAUGUGGAUAGAAUUAAAGUUAUUCCACUCAAUCUCGUCAUGCACGUUUAUCAGCUCAUGUACAACUCGAAUUUGUGGAAUAACUUAAUUUUUUUCGCAGUCCGGUUUCCAUCAAAUCCUACGCUCUGAUUGGCUGGCGAGCGGGUCCGUAUCCUACGUGACGGACCCCGGUUACGGACCUCUGGCGACUCGCUCAUUCGCAACAACAAACAUGGUAGCAAUUUUUGUCAACAUUUAUCUUUUUUAUAAGAUUUAUUUACAAGAUUUUUAUCAAAAUUCUUAUAAAUUUUUGCCAGCAUUUCUCAGGAGAACAGCAUUAAUUUUACAGCAUGGAUAGCGAUAACGACAGUGUUCACAGUGAAAGCGAGUUUUACUACCCUGAGGAAGAAGAAAUAAAAGAAAACAUUUCAGGAGAAAGCUAAAAACCUCUAACUGUUGCUAACGCCGAGCAAAAACAUGGCUGAAUCCUGAAUGACUCAAUUUUGUAUAAAUAGGGGACUACAUAGGCGGCUAAAUGUAGUUUUUUUUCCUGCCAUGGAAGUGCACUUGUAUACCGAGGAGGAAGCCGUUUGCAUUACAGCUGUGAAUGAGGAUUCAAAAUGGCGGCUCGCCUCGGCUCAGUUUUCCCUUUCGGGCGCUCUCGUUUUCUGUUAGAAUUUGGUAAAAAAAUAAAUAUAUUAUUUACCAGCUUAAGGUCGGUCCGUAUGGUGAAAUACUGUGACCUCGGCCCAGAGGGCCUCGCUCAGUACUUUCAAGACCUCGGUCACAGUAUUUCACGAUACGGACCGCCCAGCUGGUAAAUAACAUAUAUAUAUAUAUAUAUAUAUAUAUAUAUAUAUAUAUAUAUAUAUAUAUAUAUGUUGAUGGAUCAUGACUCGGAAAUAUUUGUAUAGUACAGUACAGUAUAACUCCUUUAAAAGUUAAAAAGUGCUACUGUCAGUGUUGUAAGCUGAACUCAGGAUUGAGGACACACAACUUCCCGAAUUUCCAAGUAGGAAUCCUGGUUCGAAGGGGGUUUUCUUUGGUUUUUCCUACUCCGAUAUCGAAAAUGUCUUCGUCAAAUGUUUUAGUCAAAGGCAUCGUUAAUUAGUCCUCACGCCAUCUCUCUACCAAAAGAGAGUGAUGGUCUCUCCAGCUCUCUCACCUCCUCAUCUGUACACUCCGCUUAAACAGGUCAGCUUCGAAAGCUUGAACUUUCACGUAUCACGCGUGACACAGCUAUACUAACAUCUCCACGACUUCCAUGCUGGAUUUCUCAUUAAUAUGACUGAGAAAUGAAGCUUUUCCUGCUUUUUUAAUCGCUAACAGCAAAACCUGAGUGUGCUAUCCGUCAUAUUUUGAGAUGAUGGGGGGCGUCGUGGCUCAGGUGGAUAAGGCGCCAUACCAUAAAUCCGGGGACCCGGGUUUGAUUCCGGCCUGAGGUCAUUUCCCGAUCCCUCCCCGUCUCUCUCUCCCGCUCAUUUCCUGUCUCUACACUGUCCUAUCCAAUAAAGGUUAAAAAAGCCCCCAAAAAAAUCUUUAAUAUUUUGAGAUGAUGGAUCUUUUUGUUGACGUUAACACCAUUUAAAACUAGAAUCGUACAGGAAUCUUGAAAAUACACCACCAGUCAAAAACAACACUCGAUUAAGACAUCACGAAUAUCUCAAUAUAAACCUAUUGAACAUGCUUGAGGCUGGAGUUUUCCUUUACAGCAAGUUCUUGAGUGCUUCAUAUGACGAAUAUUGUGUGGAAGAUGUCCAUGCCUUCAUCUAGCACUUCCUGGUUGAUGUGACCACCAGAGGUGGACAGUAACGAAGUACAUUUACUUGAGUUCUGUACUUAAGUACACUUUUUGAGUAUCUGUACUUUACUUGAGUAUUAAUAUUUUGGCAACUUAUGACUUUAACUUUACGACAUUUGAAAGACAAAUAUCGUACUUUUCACUCCACUACAUUUCUAUCAAGCUCCUCGUUACUUGUUACUAUGAAGCAGCUUUGAAAGUGGAUGUUUUUUCUUUCCUUUUCUAAAACGUGAUGGUUUUUUCGCAGGUGACACUGAGACAGCCAGUCAGUAAUCACUAGGGUCACGUCACGUCCAUAGACUGGAUAAAAUCAAGAUCAAUUAUUUCUCAGCAACAUUAUUUAACACGAUGAGUUGAUGGCAGAAUGGAAGGAGGCGGUUCUUCUGGCAAAUGCACCACUGAAAGGAUUAAAGAUUCGUUUCGUUUUAAAUGUUUGCUUUGUUUGGCUAAAACGAACCACAUCAAAAACUCGCCAUCCAACCUGCGGAAGCAUAUUGAGGGAUGUGAACGUUUUAUUCCAAGACAAAGCUUGCAACGAAGUGGUCUGUGCUUUUAGAGCUAACGAUAACGUUGCAAUAGCUAUGCAGUCUGAUUCGUCAAAUGACUUUCUAUGGAUUUUCCCGCCAAGUUGCCAUCGCCUUGUCCACGGCUAACGUUAACACAUAGCUAGUUAACUUGGACACUGUUUUUACAUGCUAACUAACAGAGUUAUGCUAACAUGAAUAACGUUAACUUAUCUGAAGUCCUUUCAGAAAUAUGUUUUAGCAUAAUCUUGCCAAAUAAACAAUGUAGAAAUCUUUCUUUUCUAGUAGCGUUAGCUACCCAAUAUGAUUUUGAGUUUGAAAAGAGUUUGCUAGCAUGUCGGGUAGAGUUUCACUGACUAGCUAGCUUAGCGUUAAACCACCGUGACGGCACGGCAUGCGUUCAUUUUGUGAAUUCACAUUUCUGUCUUUGGUAACGGCGUUAGGUUUUGUAAGCGUUGUGGCAAUAAUACAACGAUGCGUUGACAGAAAAUGUACUUUUAAUACUUAAGUAUUUUUAAAAGCGAGUACUUCAGUACUUUAACUUAAGUAAAAAUUUGACUGGAGAACUUUCACUUGUAUCGGAGUAACAUUUAACCAGUGGGAUCUGUACUUUGACUUAAGUAAUGAAGUUGGGUGCUUUGUCCACCUCUGGUGACCACACACUUCGCAGGAGCAAGCCCCAGUGCCUCGGGAAUAUUAAAUGUCAUAAAGGAAGCUGCUAAUUAAUGUGACAUUUGACAAAAAAAAAAAAGUGGUGAAUAAAUUCUCAGCACUCGGAGUUUGACCAUGCCCUUUCAGGCAGGAUGAUGCAGGUUUGCCGUGUGACUCAGACCAUCUACAUGAUAAGUUCCCAGAGUGCACACGGCCUCUCAAAACGAUUCGGCUGGCGAAUAAAAGUCUGUCGUGCCAAGACAUGAUCCGAGCCCAGACAUGUGUUUUCGUAUUAACAGGAAAGCUUGAGGGUUCAGAAAAAGAACUGAAUGGUUUCAAGCAGAGAAGAAACGAUCACGUGUGUUCUCAAAAUGAGAUGAAAAGUGUACUCGCUGUUUGUUUCGUGACUGUCUGAAAACAUUUCUCGGCAUCAUUUGUUGAACCCGAAACAAAAAAGGGAUGUAUAACAAGUGCGCAAAGGCAAAUGUGUGUUAUAAUCGCUUUGAAUUGAGUUAUUAUAAUCCAGUCUCAAUUCCCACAAUCCUUUGUGGAGUUGUGGAUUUUACUUGACGAUGUGCGUAUCACAGCAGGGAUUAAAAGCAUCAUUACGCUGCUUGUCUCACGACUUAUUCCAGCCUUUUCCAUCUGGUACAAAACAGGAUCUCGUCACGCUCUUGGUCUUCUCUGGUCUCCGUUUGGACAGUCCUUUUGAAAAAGUGCUCGUGUGUGUAUUCCUUAUGGAUAUAGCGAAAGGAGAUACUAUAAACAACGACUAAUUAUCACGAUAUCUCGAACGUGGAUGUUUGCCGGCUUUAAGAGCAUACCUUUGUGAUAUAGCCUAGACUGGUAGAUUGCAGACACUAACCGAGUUAAAUGUCCAAACAAGUGAGAUGACUCUAUUGUAUUAUAUCUGCAUGUGGUCUGUGAUUGUUAGCUAGACAUUUUUUUAGAGAAAAGCCAGAAAAAUAUGGAGAAAAUAUGAAAAAAGCGGGUUUUUUUUGUUUUUUUUCCCGUUAUUGUCCGUUCCUUUCUUUUUCGUUUUCAUUAAUGUCUGAAAUGUCAGAUUGUGUUCUAUGAAUGUUUUGUGUUUUAAUUUAUUUGUGGUUUGCCAAAAUGAUGAUUUGGAAGCAUGUUGCAGGUAUUGUCACUGAUCCAAGAUUUAAAAAAAAAAAAAAAAAAGAAGAAAAAAAAAGAAAAAGAAAAAAAGCAGAAUGAUGUGAACCUGUAUUGAAGGAAUCGCCUGAUUGUAUGUAGUGAUCUCAGGCUCCAGAGUGGAAGGAAUAAACCGAGGGACGAAUUGUAUUUUCAAGACUACACAAGCAACAUCGCAGGACAUGAUGGAAGCAAAACCAAACAGGAAUGUGCAAUAAAUGCUGUAGGCUUAUUCAAA